Messenger RNA from Danio aesculapii, 1691 nucleotides. RefSeq names its product gastrula zinc finger protein XlCGF8.2DB. The record is from RefSeq and is a predicted model, not a curated record. Gene Ontology annotation, cellular component: nucleus. The transcript has a single exon. Lineage: Eukaryota; Metazoa; Chordata; Actinopteri; Cypriniformes; Danionidae. Gene Ontology annotation, biological process: regulation of transcription by RNA polymerase II; central nervous system development. Gene Ontology annotation, molecular function: RNA polymerase II cis-regulatory region sequence-specific DNA binding; DNA-binding transcription factor activity, RNA polymerase II-specific. The coding region runs from base 107 to 1261 and encodes 384 amino acids.
ACACAAAUCUGGCUGUACUUGAAUCUUUUUGUGUUAUUUAUUCUUCUCUCUUUUCUCUUUGUAUUUUACAUGCACAACACUCUGAAUAUGUUGAUUUUUAGACUUGAUGAAAGUGAAUAAAGACAAACCACUGCAGAGUCAAAAAGAUCAUCAUUUCACAAAUGAAGUUGCCAAAUAUGCUCCCAUUUUAAAGACUGAAGAGAAUUUAAUUGAAGUAACUACACUAGAAAGUGAAGUCAAAGCAUCCUUUGCUUGCUCUGAUUGUGGAAAGACUCUCAUAUAUAAAUCAUCCCUUAAGAGACACAUGAGGAUUCACACCGGAGAAAAAAGGUUUACAUGUGCUCAAUGUGGAAAGAGCUUCUCCGCCAAAAGAGAUCUGAGUCAUCACACGAGCGUUCACACCGGAGUCAAAACGUUUACAUGCGCUGAGUGUGGAAAGAGUUACAAUCGCCAAAGAAACUUCAGUGAUCACAUGAGGAUUCACAAUGGAGGAAAUCCCUUUACCUGCACUCAAUGUGCAAGGAGUUUUGUUCUGAAAACAUCCUUAAAUAGACAUCUGAAAGUUCACUCUGAUGAAAAACAGUUCGUGUGUGAACAGUGCGGAAAGAGUUUUGUUUACAGAGGAGGCUAUGAUGAGCACAUGAGGAUUCACACCGGAGAAAGACCGUUCACGUGCGCUCAAUGUGGGAGGUGUUUCAUUCAGAAAAGAAGCUUCAUUCGACAUCUAAAUGUUCACACUGGAGGAAAAAUAUUCGCGUGUGCUUCGUGUGGAAAGAGUUUCAAAACUAAAAGCAGCCUCAAUAGUCAUCAGCGCGUUCACACUGGAGUGAAGCCGCUCAGCUGUGAUCAGUGCGAGAAAACAUUUGUGUCCGCAUCAAACCUAAGAAAGCACUUUAAAGUUCACGCUGGACUGAAGCCUCACUGCUGCUCUUCUUGUGGAAAGAGUUUUUCACGAAUGGAAAACUUACUAGUUCAUCUGCGCGUUCACACCGGAGUGAGACCGUAUACGUGCUCAGACUGUGGAAAGAGCUGUAGUUCAUCAAGCGACUUAAAAACACACCAGAGGAUUCACACUGGAGAGAAACCGUACAAGUGUGCACACUGUGAGAAGAGCUUCAGUUUCUCAGGAAACCUGAAAGCUCACCAGAGAGUUCACACUGGGGAAAAGCCGCAUCAGUGCUCGGCAUGUGGGAAGAGUUUCUCCAUUUUGUCUAAUCUGCGAUAUCAUGAGAAAAAAAGUUGUGCAAAGUUAUCCAAGUGACCAAAGUUUCCAUCGAAAUACAUAUUUAUUAUGGACAUUAAGAGGUCAAAACUUAACUGUGUGUUUCCCAGUACUGGGUUGCAGUGAAGCUCAUCAAGAGUGUGCAAAUUAGUAAUCAAAGCAAAAGGUGGCUACUUUGAAGAAGCUAGACUAUGACGAUUUCAGUUGUUUCACACUUUCUUUAUGUAUAUAAUUCCACAGGUGUUCAUUCAUAGUUUUGAUGCCUUCAGUGUGAAUCUACAGUCUUCAUAGUCAUGAAAAUAAAGAAAACUCUUUGAAUGAGAAGGUGUGUGCAAACUUUUGGUCUGCUCUGUACAUUGUAAAAGCGCUAUGGCAUUAAAGAUUAAUUUGAUUUAACCAGAAUAACCUGAGAAUAGUUCAUUAGUUUGGCAGUGAAUCUGAUGUUCCUCUAGAUGGCGCUGUUUACUUU